GGAAGCGAGAUGCAAAACAAAGCUAAAACAAGUUGUAGCGAAAAGAGAGAAACCAAGAGAGUUGAUUUUUUUGUUAAGACACACUCUUAAUGCAAAAAGACACAUUGUGCAUGAGAUCAGUAGUGAGAUGUAUCUCAUGUUGAGAUGAAGAGAUCAAGCUAUAUGAAAGAAGGAUAUCAAAGGCACCAGACUUGAGAAGUUAGGCACCAGACUUGAGACUGUUGCUAAGGCACCAGACUUGAGAAGUUAGGCACCAGACUUGAGACUGUUGCUACAGUACUCGGCCCAGAAAGGAAGAAGCCCAUGACAGCCUUUCUCAAGCUCUUAAAACCCUUGUAUACUCUCUAUAUAAACUUUAUAAUCUCUUCAUUAAGAUUCAAGCAAGAUAAUAAAAAGUCUCUGGUCAUCUUUGAAUUAUCUCUCUAGCCUUUUAAUCUCAUUUCCAAAUCUCAUUAAUCUCCAAUCUCUAAUUUCUUUAAUAAUCCUCUCAAAUCUCUUUCUAAUCUCAUUUAUUAUUCAAGAUGUCUAGAAAUCUUAUGGUAUCAGAGCCUGGGUGAAUGUUCUUGAGUUCUUGAGUGUUCUUGAGAUUAUCCAAAGCUAGAUCUUUGAAAAUCUCAAGAAAGUUUCUGUUGGUGUUUUUACUGAAGAACUAGCCUAAAGCUGGUUUCUUUGGUGGUUUGGAGAGCUCAGAUCCGUGUUCAAGCUUAAAGGUCAAGUCUUUGAAGUGUAUUGGUGCUUUUGUGUACAAACUGAGAGGUCUUUGAGGUGUUCUUAAGGAUCUAAGUGAAAAAGUUCAAGUCUUUUCAAGCUAGUGGGUUACUAGAGUCAAGAUUGAAGCUUUUUGAAAGAAGGAAGAUAGUGGUGGAGUCUACAUGAAGAUUGCUACCAAGUUCAAGGGAAACAACUACCUUGUGUGGUCUAGGAUGGCCAGGAAUUCUAUUGGAGGCAAAGGAUUGCUCAAACAUCUCACAUCCAGUGUGAUUCCAAAGCAAGAGAUCAAAGAAAAGGAGGAAGAAGAUGACGAAAGUGAGACUGCCUAUGAUAAAUGGCAACAAGCUGAUUGUAUGGUGAUUAAUGCUCUUCUUGCCUCCUUGGAUCAGAACUUGAUGGAUGUUUAUAGCUACUGUGAUACAGCUAAAGAACUUUGGGAUACAUUGAAGCAAAUCUAUGGAAACACCUCAAAUCUCAACAGGGUCUUUGAGGUGAAGCAAGCUCUCAAUAGUCUAGUACAAGAAGAUAUGGACUUUGAGAAGCAUUUGGGCAAGUACAGAGCACUGUGGUCUGAACUAGAGAUGUUGAGGCCAAAUACCAUUGAUCCAAUGGAGCUUAACAAGAGAAGGGAGCAGGAUAAAUUCUUUGGACUGCUUCUCACUUUGAAUCCAGCAUAUGGAGGGUUCAUUCAGCACAUGUUGAGAGAUGAGACUCUACCUAACCUAGAAGAGGUGUGUGCUAGGAUCCAAAAGGAAUAUGGGAACAUGGAGCUAUUUAACAAGAAGGGAAAGGAGCUAGCUUUGGCAAAUCAAGCAGCGCAAGCUCAAGGAGAUCAGGGAGAACUUGCACAAGCUAACAAGGCCAUCCAUGGCAAGUAUGAGAAGUUUGGUGGGAGUUGUGAUCACUGCAAGAAGCAAGGCCACAAGAAGAGCCAAUGCUGGAUCCUACAUCCUCAUUUGAAGCCAGCCAAGUUCAAAGAGGCCAAAGCUCACAUGGUGGAGAGUAGUGGUGGUGGUGCAAGCAAGGAACAGGCUGGAGAGAUGGAUAAUGGGAAGUCUUUGGUGGCUUAUACUGGUGGUCCUAGUUCUAGAGGCAGCACUAGUGGUGAUGAAUACUUGAAGAGAUCAGACUUGGAUGUUCUCAUCAAGCUCUUCAAGGAACAUGGUAACACCCUUGCAUACUCUCAUGGAGCUUCUAUGAUUGCUAGAACUGAUAGGUUACUAGAGGACUCAUUUGACAUGUAUAAUCAUCUUAGAAAGGGUAUCUUUGAUAGGAUUGAUCAUGCAUAUGAUUCUGCCCAUGCAUAUAAGCCCUCUAGUAUACUAGCGCAUCUAGCUAACUCCACAUCUAGUUCAUAUAAGCCUCUCAUUGUUGAUUCUGGUGCAUCUCAUCACAUGAUAAGUGACACUAGAUUGAUUAACAACAUUGAACCUGCUCAUGGUAAUGUGAUGAUAGCCAAUGGUGCUAAAAUUCCUAUUAAAGGAAUAGGAGAGCUCAAGCUAUUUGAUAAAGAUUCCAAAGCGCUUUAUAUGCCUGAUUUUACUUCUAAUCUUCUUUCAGUUAAGAAGUGUGCUACUGAUCUGAAUUGUAAUGUCAUUUUCAGCCCUAACAGUGUAAAAUUUCAGGAUAUUGAAAGUCAUAAGGUGCUUGGAAGUGGAGUUACCAAGGGAGAUCUUUAUGUGCUAGAGAAUUUGAGCUUCUCUGCUCCUAGUUCAAAAUUUAGUUAUUCUUUUUCUUCUGCUUCUACUAGUCUAAGCAAGAAUGCAUUGUGGCAUGCUAGACUAGGACACCCUCAUAAUAAAGCUUUAAAACUGAUGUUGCCAGGUGUUUCUUUUGAGAAUAAUGAUUGUGAAGCUUGUAUUUUAGGCAAGCAUUGUAAAACUGUUUUUCCAAACUCUUCUACUAUUUAUGAAAAUUGCUUUGAUCUUGUUCACUCGGAUGUUUGGACAGCUCCCUGCUUAUCUAGGGAAAAUCAGAAGUAUUAUGUCACUUUCAUUGAUGAAAAAUCCAAAUACACCUGGUUAACUUUAAUUCCAACCAAAGAUAGGGUGCUUGAUGCAUUUAGAAACUUUCAAACUUAUGUGAUUAACCAAUAUCAUGCCAAGAUUAAAGUUUUCAGGUCUGAUAAUGGAGGAGAGUACAUAAGCAAUGCAUUCAAGCAACACCUAUCUGGCAGUGGGAUUCUUCACCAAACUAGCUGUCCAUACACUCCUCAACAAAACGGUGUGGCUGAGAGGAAGAACAGACAUUUGAUGGAGGUCGCUAGGUCCUUGAUGUUUCAAGCCAAUGUCCCAAAGAGAUUCUGGAGUGAUGCUGUCGUUACUGCUUGCUACUUGAUCAACAGGACACCUACUCUUGUGCUACAAGGGAAGUCGCCAUUUGAGGUGCUCAACAAGUACAAGCCAGUUCUCUCACAUCUCAAGGUCUUUGGGUGCUUAUGCUAUGUAAUGGUUCCUGGUGAGUUGAGAAAUAAGCUAGAAGCAAGGAGCUCCAAGGCUAUGUUUAUUGGAUACUCUACCAGCCAGAAAGGGUACAAGUGCUAUGAUGAAGACACUAGGAGAGUGAUGAUCUCCAGAGAAGUGAAGUUUGUGGAGGAAAGAGGGUAUUUUGAAGAGAAGAACCAAGAAGAUCUGAAAGAUUUGGCUUCAGAUAGAGCAACAGUCUUGAGAACUAUACUGGAGAAUCUUGGUAUCAAUGUGAACCAAGGAGGUGGUAGUGCACCAAGGGAUGCGCCUACUACAACAACAAAUGGAGGUCAAGAAAGUGCACCAGUGAGUGCACCAGUUACUGAUGGAGUUCAUGUUCCUACUCUUGAUCAUGAGGGGGGGAAUGAAUCAGAGACUCUUAACCAAGGGAUGGGAGAGAGUAUUUCAAGUGGUCAAGAGAAAUCUAGUUCUCAUGAUCAGAGUGGUGAUCAAGGUGUGGAGCCUAUGAAUCAUCAAGGAGAAGCUGAGGCUAGUGGUGAUCAAGGUGUGGAGCCUGUGAAUCAUCAAGGAGGAGCUGAUGCUAGUGGAGAUGAUGCGCAAGAAGAGGACAAUGUGGAAGAGCCAGAACCUGUACAAGGUCCCAUGUUGAGGAGGAGCACACGGAAUAGGAAGCCUUCCAAAUGGGUAAACACGAGAGUGUACUACAAUGCCCAGGCUGUGGAACAUUCUUCUCAAGCUGUGUGUUCUUUUGCUCAAUAUCCAGAAGAGCAUUGUGCAUUUCAAGUGAGCUUGGAUCAGAGUCAUGUUCCAAGAAGCUAUGAAGAGGCAAUGCUGAUACAAGAGUGGAGAGAUUCAGUUAAGGCUGAAAGUGAUGCUAUGAUCAAGAAUGAGACAUGGUAUGAGAGUGCAUUGCCAAAAGGGAAGAGAGCUGUUUCUAGUAGAUGGAUCUUCACCAUCAAGUAUCUUCCAAAUGGAGAGAUAGAUAGGCGCAAGACAAGGCUUGUUGCAAGAGGUUUCACUCAAACAUAUGGAGAGGACUACAUUGAUACAUUUGCUCCAGUUGCUAAGCUCCAUACUAUCAGGAUUGUGCUCUCUUUGGCUGUGAAUCUCGAGUGGGAUCUUUGGCAAAUGGAUGUGAAGAAUGCCUUUCUUCAAGGAGAGCUAGAAGAUGAGGUUUACAUGCAUCCACCACCUGGUCUUGAGCAUCUUGUGAAGAAAGGGAAUGUAUUGAGACUAAAGAAAGCUAUCUAUGGUCUCAAGCAAUCUCCUAGAGCUUGGUACCACAAGCUGAGCACUACUUUGAAUGGAAAAGGAUUCCGCAAAAGUGAGCUUGAUCAUACUCUCUUCACUCUCACUUCUCCCUUGGGUAUUGUUGUUCUCCUUGUGUAUGUUGAUGAUAUCAUCAUCACUGGUAGUGAUAAUGAUGGUAUCAAGGCUACCAAGGAGUUUCUCAAAUCUGUUUUUGAGAUUAAAGACUUGGGAGAGAUGAAAUACUUUCUUGGCAUUGAGUUGUGUAGAGCCAAGGAAGGUUUGUUCAUCUCUCAAAGGAAGUAUACACUUGAUCUCUUGAAAGAUGCAGGUGCUUAUGGAGGAAAGACAGCCAAGAUGCCCAUGGAAGAUGGGUACAAGGCGCCACGUGAGGGGGAGCUUGAAGAUAGCAAGCUUUUUCAUGAUCCAAAGCUUUAUAGAAAGCUAGUGGGUAAGCUCAUCUACUUGACCAUCACUAGACCUGAUAUUUGCUUUGCUGUGAAUCAGGUGAGCCAGCAUAUGCAAGCUCCAAGGGAGCAUCACUGGCACAUGGUGGAGAGAGUGCUCUUGUACCUGAAUGGAACACAAGAUCUUGGAGUGUGGAUGGGCUGCAACAGAAGCACUGAAGUGGUGGGCUACUGUGAUGCAGAUUGGGCAGGAGAUAGGACUGAUAGGAGAUCAACUACUGGCUACUGCACAUUCAUUGGUGGUAACUUGGUUACUUGGAAGAGUAAGAAGCAGAAGGUGGUUUCAUGUUCUAGUGCAGAAGCUGAGUAUAGAGCCAUGCUGAAGCUUACCAACGAGUUGGUGUGGAUCAAAGGGAUCCUGAAGCACUUGGAGAUUGAUCAAGCUACACCAAUGACCAUGCAUUGUGACAACCAAGCAUCAAUCCACAUAGCCUCCAACUCAGUCUUCCAUGAGAGAACCAAACACAUUGAAGUAGAUUGCCACAAGGUGAGGCAAAUGAUUGGUCUUGGAGUGAUUCUACCUUGCUACACCAAGAGUGAAGAUCAGUUGGCUGAUGUGUUCACUAAGGCUGCGCGGCAAAAGACUAUGGAGUCCAUCCAUAUCAGGUUGGGACUCAUAGAUCUUGGCAAGAGAAACUAGUACCCCUUACCAUGAGGUCUUUACUCUUUUUCCCUCAUCAAAGUUUUGUCCCAAUGAGUUUUUCUUUGGUGAGGUUUUUAAUGAGGGAGAUCUCAUGGCUUCCAAGCUUGACUUGUUCCACAUGGUCAAGCUUGAGGGGGAGUGUUGAGAUGAAGAGAUCAAGCUAUAUGAAAGAAGGAUAUCAAAGGCACCAGACUUGAGAAGUUAGGCACCAGACUUGAGACUGUUGCUAAGGCACCAGACUUGAGAAGUUAGGCACCAGACUUGAGACUGUUGCUACAGUACUCGGCCCAGAAAGGAAGAAGCCCAUGACAGCCUUUCUCAAGCUCUUAAAACCCUUGUAUCCUCUCUAUAUAAACUUUAUAAUCUCUUCAUUAAGAUUCAAGUAAGAUAAUAAAAAGUCUCUGGUCAUCUUUGAAUUCUCUCUCUAGCCUUUAAUCUCAUUUCCAAAUCUCAUUAAUCUCCAAUCUCUAAUCUCUAAUCUCUUUAAUAAUCCUCUUAAAUCUCUUUCUA
Messenger RNA from Brassica rapa (field mustard), 6005 nucleotides. RefSeq names its product retrovirus-related Pol polyprotein from transposon RE1. Lineage: Eukaryota; Viridiplantae; Streptophyta; Magnoliopsida; Brassicales; Brassicaceae. The record is from RefSeq and is a predicted model, not a curated record. Gene Ontology annotation, biological process: DNA integration. Gene Ontology annotation, molecular function: nucleic acid binding.